AUGGGUGCCCACCCUAAGAGCCCCAAGCCUGAAGAUACCAGAGACCCUAAAACCAAGCAACGUUCAUCAUCAUCUUCUUAUUACCCUUCAACCUCUACCUCCAAAACAACCACUUCUCCCAACCAUCAUAAGAGCACUACCCGCGACACGGAAAUACCAGCGCGCAAGCCCGCCACAGCCGCAACUGGUAAACAGGUCAACGGCAGCACCACUAGCACCUCUCCUCAAUCGGAUUACCAAAAUUCCGGACCUGGUUUUACUCAAACCGUAAAAAACAUCCCCGGCGUCGGUUUAGUCUACAACGACAACCAGAGCAACCCAAAUCCCGUUCACGGAGUCAAUCCAGCUUCUGGUCCGCAACCGCACCUAGGUCAUCAGAUUCCAGGAGCCGCGUCGCCUCAGGUCUUACCGCCGGGCUUCGUCCAGAAGCAGCCUCAAGUCGUUCCUCAAUUCGCGUUCCCUGCAAGCCAACAGCAAGCUCCGGUUAUGGCGUACGCUAGUUUCAUGCCCAACCAGGGCCAACACUUUCAACCUCCUGUGCCUGACACCACUUACGGUCCUAUCCCGCAUACUUACCACCCUCGCUUCGAUAACAACAACGUUGCUGCUGGUCAGUACGUAUCGAUCGAUGGUCAUCUUUACCAGGUUGUUGGAACUUCGAACGCCCAUGACGGCGCUCCUGCGGCAGUACAAUAUGUGCCCGUUCAACAGGUAUCUGCCAUUCUCACUCAAGACGCACCAAUGGUCGUGCCCAUUGCCUCCGGCGUUGCCGGCAACCCGAUUGUUCUUCAGCAGCAACAAGGUGGUCAGGCACCCGUUUUUAUUCAGGGUCAGCCCGGCGUACACAUCGCUCAACCAGCUCCAGUAGCCACCCAGCCCGGUGCAUUCCCUCCCAUGGUGGGCGCACCUCAGGCAGUCGGAGCUAGCGGUAUGCCUGGCGCCUUCCCUGCGAGCUCUGCCCCUGACGUCAUGGGAAUUGGCAAGACCGGAAUGGAAGUACAGUUGGAGCAGUAUCAUACGGCUGUAAACAACAAGGCCCUCGAAGGACAGGACAUCGCCCCCGCCGACCCCGACCCGUCUCGCAUGUACUACUGCCGAGAGCUUGAUGGCGAGUGGACUCUCCGCAACCGCUUCGGUAUCGAUAACAUGGGCGAUUGCCGUUGGUACGUCCUACCCGGCGGUAUUUUCUAUGCCGUCCGAUUAGCCGACUGA
Annulohypoxylon truncatum is the source of this 1212-nucleotide messenger RNA. RefSeq lists its product as uncharacterized. Bases 1 to 1212 code for a protein of 403 amino acids. Lineage: Eukaryota; Fungi; Ascomycota; Sordariomycetes; Xylariales; Hypoxylaceae. The transcript has 2 exons. The record is from RefSeq and is a predicted model, not a curated record.